Cylindrotheca closterium is the source of this 1065-nucleotide messenger RNA. The record is from the annotation of a GenBank genome assembly. NCBI's taxonomy places the organism in Eukaryota, Bacillariophyta, Bacillariophyceae, Bacillariales, Bacillariaceae.
AUGCCCAAGAGCAAAGGAAAGAAAUUCUAUGCGGUUGCCAAGGGCCGCAAAGUUGGAAUCUUUCCAACAUGGGAUGAAUGCAAAGCACAAGUGGAUGGGUUUGGAGGAAGCCGAUACAAGGGGUUCAAGACGGAGUCAGAAGCCAAGGAAUUUAUACAACAGUUUCAGGGCUCUGCUGUCUCCUUGUCAUCAUCUUUAUCAUCGAAUGUGGUGAUACCCGAGGCCGAUCGUAAGCGCAAAGGAACAGAGGAUUCUGGCAAUGAUAAACGGAAAAAGGUCCGAGACAAUGAAGCAUCGUGCAACACAAGCACUUCAGAUGCCGUCGCCAAUGGCCCGAUCCAUGCAAGAGGUGCCGCAGCCAAUGGAUUGACCUUUCACAUUCAUUUUGAUGGUGGAUCCCGUGGGAAUCCUGGUGUUGCGGGUGCGGGAACUCAGAUCGUCCUUUCCCGAUCGACCACCACCACAACAACAAAGUCGUCCAGCACUUCCAAUAAUCGCUCUUCCAGUAGGACCACAAGUGCUGCGACCAAGCGGAUACAGCAGUCGCAAUCCAAAACUAGUGUCAAGCGGUUAUGUAAGACUCUGAUUCGUCAAUACCUUGGGGAUUCCCUUACGAACAAUCAAGCCGAAUAUCAGGGCUUGGUAGGUGGGCUUGAGAAUGUCUUGGAAGUCUUGCAGACACAAAAGUACCAAUUGAGCAGCACUGACGAGUCUGUAGCCUUGAUAGUUCAAGGCGAUUCCAAAUUAAUUAUUGAACAAGUCAGAGGUGCCUUUGACUGCAAGAGUCCCAAGCUCCAACCUUACUAUCGCUCCGCCAAGAGACUGCUUCAGCAGAUUCAAAAGGAGUGUCAACAACAGACAGGGCAACCCUGUCAGUUGACCUUGGAGCACGUAUACCGCGAAAACAACAAAGUGGCAGACAGUCUCGCCAAUAACGCCAUGGAUGCAAAACGAAGCUGGACAACAAAGUAUGAGGAGGAGGACGAAGAGAAAGCCAACACGGACAAUGAAGAAGAUGCUCAAGACGAGGAGCCUUCUGGUCCCGCUGGUUCGAAAUGGGUCUAA